Rotaria sordida is the source of this 714-nucleotide messenger RNA. NCBI's taxonomy places the organism in Eukaryota, Metazoa, Rotifera, Eurotatoria, Philodinida, Philodinidae. The record is from the annotation of a GenBank genome assembly.
AUGACAAGUUAUACAAGCGUAAAAAUGAAACAUUAUGAUAAUAAACCUUAUUUACUUUUUAGUAUUCCAUCAGUUCCAUCAACAUCAAUAUCAAAUUCACAUCAACGUUCAUUUCUUCAUAGUACAUUUGUUAAAAAAGCAGUUCAUGCAUUUAAAGGUGGAACAGAAACUACAAGUGAACGUCGUGCAAUGAAAGUUCUUGGAAUUGUUUUCUUUGUUUUUCUUGUUGCUUGGCUUCCAUUUUCAAUAUUAAACAUACUUUCAGCUGUUUGUUCAUCAUGUGCUAUAAAAGCAUCAUUAUUAAAUUUAACUAGUUGGCUUGGUUAUAUAUCAUCAAAUUUAAAUCCAAUCAUUUAUACAGCAUUUAAUGUUCGAUUUCGUCGUGCUUUUUUAUCUAUAUUAACAUGCCAAACGAAUUAUUUUUCACAUAAACGUAAAGGAAAUAAUUUAUAUAUAUUUGUUGCUAAUAAUAAUCAUCAACAAACACCUACUGAUCAUGAACAAUAUUUUUUUCCUUCACGUCGCUUUCUUAAUGAACAUUCUGCUGGUAAAUCAACGUUAGUUGCACGAUUUAAAAAUUUGGUUGAUUUACAAUUGAAUACGAAAGCAUCUUAUAUUGAAAAUAUUGUUAAUGAACCAACAUUUCUUUAUCAAGUAGAAACAAUUUAUCCAUGUUUCGUUCCAAUAGCACUUAAUCUAUGGGAUUUAAGUUAA